CCUCACCUCUUCUCUUCCCACUAUAUAUAGACACUCCUCACCACCUUUGUCUUUUGUGUUACUUAAAAAAAAGCAAAAGUGUUUGUCAAUAUAAAGAGAGAUCUCAUCAACCCAUUCUGAUUGAACACAGCCAACAACAACAAAGCUCUUGUUUUGAUCCAAACCUAUUUCGAUUCUGCUGUUUUCUUUCCUGGUUUGUAAGGGCUUGUUUGGUUUUGGUGUUUUUUCUAUGGCUGUUCAAGCGCAGUUGUAUUCGGAGAAUCUUGGAUUUCCUUUGGGCAUGGACAACAAUGUUUGUGGGUUCAACGAGUUCUAUGUUAACCUUCCACAGAAACAAACAUUUAUACAACAAGACCAGUUUCAGAACCUAAACCAAAACAAUAGUAUUUCUCUUCCAAAAACUCAUCAAUCAAUGGCGUUUUCUCGAAAUUUAGCUUCUCAGAUCGAGAAGCAAAGGCAGGAGAUUGAUAUUUACAUCACUUUACAGAAUGAGAGAUUGAGAUUGGCUUUGCAAGAGCAGAGAAAGCAACAACUAGAAGUGCUUUUGAAGAAAUUUGAAGCAAAAACAAAUUUGAUCCUGAAACAGAAAGAAGAAGAGAUGGCAAAAGCUGUGCAGAGGAGAAUGGAGCUUGAAGAAUUCUUGAGAAGAAUGGAGAUUGAGAACCAAACAUGGCAGAGAGUGGCCAAAGAAAACGAAGCCAUAGCGUUAAAUCUUAACGGCACAAUCGAACACCUCAAAGAAAAUGCUUGUUUAGCCAAUGGGUUCGAAGAUGCAGAGUCGUGCUGUGAUGAGAUGAUGAACAACAGAGGAGGAACAGAGGAGCAAACAGGGGAAAACAGAGGAGGACAUGAAUGUGAAUUAGAAAACGGAGAGAGAAAUUUGAGAAAGAUGGUCUGCAAAGGCUGUAAUUCUCAGAGGUCAUGUGUUGUUUUCCUACCUUGCAGGCAUCUUUGUUCUUGCAAAGCCUGUGAAGCUUUUCUUGUGUCUUGUCCUGUCUGUGGAGGGGCAAAGAGAGCCAGCAUAGAGGCUUUGAUUUAAUUUCAUUUUCUAGGUCGAUUUCAUACUUUCCCGGAAAAUGAAAGAAAAUGGAUGAAUUUCUUCCGUACCGUAUGAAAUGCAGUGUUCUUUAUUUAUUUAUGUGGAAUUUUUAAAAUAUAUUUCCAUUAUAGGGUGUCUGUUUGGAAUUGAUACUAAAGCAACACCUACUAAACUGAACAGAAAUAGAGGACAAUAGCAUCUUUUUCCUUUCC
This is a messenger RNA of Cornus florida, 1251 nucleotides long. RefSeq names its product probable BOI-related E3 ubiquitin-protein ligase 2. The transcript has 2 exons. The record is from RefSeq and is a predicted model, not a curated record. NCBI's taxonomy places the organism in Eukaryota, Viridiplantae, Streptophyta, Magnoliopsida, Cornales, Cornaceae. Gene Ontology annotation, molecular function: ubiquitin-protein transferase activity. The coding region runs from base 230 to 1039 and encodes 269 amino acids.